UGUAGCGCCCAAGGGUUACAGGACGGAAAUGCCUGUAAUUGGGUUGGUAUAUUUUACUCCAAUAGGAAUGGAACUGUUACAAUCCCCUAAUUUGCAUAACGCCCUUAUAAAUACGGGGGUAGGCGCCAUUUUCUCUGUUGUUGAGGUACAGUGAAGAUCUUGGAAAGAAACUUUUAAGGAUGCCUGAACCAGCAAAAUCCGCUCCUGCUCCAAAAAAGGGCUCCAAGAAAGCUGUCACCAAGACGCAGAAGAAGGGUGACAAGAAGCGAAAGAGAGCAAGGAAGGAGAGUUACUCGAUCUACGUGUACAAGGUACUGAAGCAGGUGCACCCCGACACUGGCAUCUCGUCCAAGGCCAUGAGCAUCAUGAACUCCUUCGUCAACGACAUCUUCGAACGCAUCGCCGGCGAAGCCUCGCGCCUAGCGCACUACAACAAGCGCUCCACUAUCACCUCUCGGGAGAUCCAGACGGCCGUGCGGCUCCUGCUGCCUGGUGAGCUGGCUAAGCAUGCAGUUUCCGAGGGCACUAAGGCUGUCACCAAGUAUACCAGUUCCAAGUAAAACAGUUCUAAAGUUUAAACCAAACGGCUCUUUUAAGAGCCCCCACUCCUUUUUAAAAAGAGCUGCAAUUGCCGA
This is a messenger RNA of Pezoporus occidentalis (night parrot), 635 nucleotides long. Its product is annotated as histone H2B 7. Gene Ontology annotation, cellular component: nucleosome. Lineage: Eukaryota; Metazoa; Chordata; Aves; Psittaciformes; Psittacidae. The record is from RefSeq and is a predicted model, not a curated record. The coding region runs from base 180 to 560 and encodes 126 amino acids. Gene Ontology annotation, molecular function: structural constituent of chromatin; DNA binding; protein heterodimerization activity. The transcript has a single exon.